This is a messenger RNA of Tuber melanosporum (Perigord truffle), 1040 nucleotides long. RefSeq lists its product as uncharacterized. The transcript has 3 exons. The record is from RefSeq and is a predicted model, not a curated record. NCBI's taxonomy places the organism in Eukaryota, Fungi, Ascomycota, Pezizomycetes, Pezizales, Tuberaceae. Bases 92 to 487 code for a protein of 131 amino acids.
ACUCAACUCCACACUCACUGCAAGACCAUACUUCACCCUCAACCUCAAGCAGCAAAGAAAGGAGAAGAAAAGAAGAAAAAAAACUCCCAAAAUGUCAGCUCAACCCCUCACAGACUUAAGCUUGAACCAAGCCCUCGAUCCAAACACGAACGAGUCUCCUAGUCCCGUCGUUCAGCAACUUCACCAGGCUGCCCCGAACGCAAGCCUCGAAAUGCAGCGUCAGUUGCUUGCGCAGAAGCUCGCAGAGAAAACCACCGGAUCCUUCACAUCCCCAACAGAUGCUAUGAUGACCCCGUGCACCAAGAAGUUGGCAGCGCAUAAGCAGAAAGCUUAUGGGAAGUCCCAACCAAAACUCCUCUCAAAGGCUUUCUCGGGAAUCGCUACGGAGGGCAAGGAGAAUAAGACUUCCUCCACCUCUACCCCUGUCUCUUCUUCCUCCUUCUCCUCCUCGGGGCUUGGAAAGAAUCCCUUCGGUGCGGAUUCGUAGUGUCUUCGGUUCAUUCGUUAGUUAGUUAGCUAGCUAAAGUCACCUAUUUCGCCUCGUUUCGUUUCAUGCCCGGAGUCUGCCACGUUACAACUUUCUUUUCUAAACCCCUACUCUUAGUCUUAGUUACUUCGCCGUUUACACCCCACCCGGAAAACUCGCCAAACAAAUUGUUGGUCUUUUCCUCCUUUAUUGAGUGCAGGGCUUCCGUUAUUCAUUAUUCCCCUACCGUUUUCUUCCUCAUACUUUAUAGAACGUUCACGAAGUUUCCUUUCCCCUUCAUUAUUUUCUAGGGUUUGUUCUUUUCUCUUUUCUUUUUUACUGGCUCGGCGCAGAAGCAGGGAGUGGUGUGAAAAUGGAGGGGGAAGGGAGGAAAGGGGGGAAAGUUAUCAAUGAUUGUGUAUUCUUUUUCGUGCCCGGUGUUACCUUAGUUAUACUUUUUUCGCGUGUAUCUCUAUAGUAUGAUACCAGUAUCCUAUGUCUUUUUUCUCCCUCCUCCUUUUCUCCCCCAGCUCUGUCUUCUUGACCAUAAGUAAUUGAGAUGGUGUAUUUCCUU